AUGGAAAUUUUAAAGGAUAAACGAAAUAUUCGUUACGAAUAUGAAUUGGAUAAACUAAAAAAAAAAAAAAAAGAUAAUUUGUUAACAUUAAACAUUAUUAAUAACAAAAUAAGCUACAUUUGUUAUAUAUUAAAAAGCGAAUAUAGAAACAUUAUUAAUGAUGUCAAUUAUGAAAAUAAGAACGCGCUAGAAACUUGCUUUUAUUAUUGUAAAUCUUAUAUAUGCUUUUUACUUUUAUAUUACCCGUAUAUUCAUCACUACAUAAAAUGUCUAAGAAAUAAUGACUUGAGAAUAUAUAAAAAUUUUUAUAAGCAUAUAUUAAAUUUGCCCAAUAAUUUUUACACUCUAAUUUUUAAGUUAAGAAUAUUAGACGAAAUAAAAGCAAAAAACUGCUUAAACUCAAGUAACGAUUUUGACGACUUAAAAAAAAUUCACCAGGGAAGUAAUAAUAACGAUAACAACAAGACGAGUAGCUAUAACAACGGUAGUAACGAAUUCAGUAACACCGACAACUUAAGUCGUCAUAACAGUAUCAGUGUGUUAUGUGACAGCUGCAAAUACGAUUCAAGUGGUAGAUCUCCUCUUACACUUUGCACAGCAUACUUUUUUGACGUAUUUUCAAACGAAAAUUUUAUAAAAAUUUUAUUUUCAAGAAUAUACAUAAAGAAAUAUCAUGAACAAAAAAAGAAGAAAAAAAAAAAAAAAAAAGAAAAUAAUACUGCUACUAAUAAUAGUAAUAAAAAUGGUAAUAAAAAUGGUAAUAAAAAUGGUAAUAAAAAUGGUAAUAAAAAUGGUAAUAAAAAUGGUAAUAAAAAUGGUAAUAAAAAUGAUAAUAAAAAUGAUAAUAAAAAUGAUAAUAAAAAUGAUAACUCUGUGGUGGAAGCAAAAUAUGCCAACUCACUAGAAGAUGAAAAAAAGAAUAAUUUAUUGGAGAAGGAAAAAUGUACGAAGACUUUAGAAGGAAAGAAAAAAAAAAAAAAAAGCAAUUUUAAAAAACUUUAUUUUAAAACCCCAUUUUUUAAACAUGUUAUUAUACCAACGAUUUAUAUUAAUGAUUACUAUAACAAUGUAAAAACAUUAGUUAAAAAUAAACUUGUUAAAGUUAGGAAUAGAAAAAAAAGGAAAGAUAAAAUAGAUAACUACGUUCUCUUGUCAGAUAACAGUGGUAGUGUUAGCAGUGCAAAAAGUAUAAGUUGUUUAAGUAAUUCCUCUGAUGAAAAAGAAGUAGAUCAAUUUUUAAAAAAAGAAUUUUACUGUUCAUAUGAUGAGGAACAAAAUGAAAAACACGCAGAUGUUAUACCUUACGAUGUAUGUAAUGAAGAGUGCACACUGAAGGGAAAAAUGUCGAAUGACCAUUUGUGUAGUAGUGUUAAGCAAAUCAAUACAAGUGUAGUUGCUCGCAGGAACUGUAGUCGUGAUGAUAACGAGGUUAACAUUGAUGAUAAGGAUAUUGGUGAGGAGGACUAUAAUGCCAGCUUAUGUACUGGUAAGGGAGGUACAGAUGCCGAUGUUGUGUUGACCCAGCUGAAGGAGGAAGAUUGUAAGCCCUCGAAUGAUAACAUGCCCUUAUUAGGGAAAGACAUAAAUGAGCACUUUUUCGAAUUCGUAAAAAGUAAUAAAAAAAAAAAAAAGUCCUUAAAAGAUUUAGAAAAGAUUUACGGAAAUUAUGUUUUAAGAGAUAUACAGAAAAAUUUAAGUGAAAAAAAGGGAGUUGUUAACUGCAAGGAUAAAAUGUUUGUGCAUGAUGUAUGGAAGAAGUUAAUAAAUUUUAAUAUUAGGGAUGAUAAUGAAAAUACGUUAAUACAUAAAGCUUGUUUAAUUUCAAAUCUUAAUAUUAUUUUUCUUCUUUUAAAUUUAAACGUCAAUUUAAUAGCAUACAAUGAGAAGUCGGAGCUACCAGUGCACUGCACAUUGUACAAUUGUGAUAAGUAUAUUUUUUUAUUACUACUUCAUAACACUGUGGAGUAUCUUUUCUUCUUCCUUGCAGAACAACACAAAAGGCGGAAAAAAAAAGAAAAAGUUAAAGAAAAAGAGAAAAUAAACGCACGGACGCGUACACGGACACACAUGAACACAAGCAUAAACACACGUAUAGACACACACAUAGAUACGCAUGUACAUGUCCACAGUAACACAGCUAAUGAUAACAAUAUUUCAAAUACAGAUAGGAGGGGGACCAGUCAAAUGAAUGUUGUGGUUAAAAAUGAUAUAACAAUGAACCAUAAAGAAGAGAUUAACGAGGAGGAGGGAUUGACUAGAAAAAAAAGAAAAGAAAUAGACCUAAUUGAGCCUUCUAACGUUGGCAGUAAAGACAUCACUGCAGAUAUAAGUCUGUUCUAUGAAAAAAAUAAUGCGUGCUCACAGGGGAGCAGGGACGAUGGCUCUCUUUUGUUUAGAGGCAGAAUGGAAGAAAAUAAAAAUGAAGACAACAGGAAUAGUAGUAAUAAUAUUAGUUAUGGUAGUAGUAAUAAUAAUAGUAAUGGUAGUAGUAAUAAUAAUAGUAAUGGUAGUAGUAAUAAUAAUAGUAAUGGUAGUAGUAAUAAUAAUAGUAAUGGUAGUAGUCAUAAUAGCAGUAGAUAUAAUAGUAUCAUUUGUAAUAGUGCCAAUCGCAAUAGCGCUAAUCGUAAUAACUCUAGUCAUAAUGAUAUUAAUUUUAGUGAGAAAUACAUCAAGGACGACUUUUUUUUUUCCCAUUACAAUAAGAAGACAAAUAGAAAAUUUAUUCACAACGUUGUUAAAUUAUUUAUAAGUGUAAUUAUAAAAAUCAUAGAACUAGGAAAUUUUGAGUUUUUAAAGAUCCUUUUUAAUUAUAAUAAAUAUAUUUUUUGUUAUAUUGUGCAAAAAGAGAUCAUGUUUAAUUUCUUGUGCUCUUUUGCCAAUAUGUACAAUUGUGCAAACACGUUUAUAAAAUGGUGUGAUAACAUUAUUAGUCGGAACGUGCACAUUUCUAAUGUAUAUAAGAAGAAACAAAAUAAGAAAAGAAAAAAUGAGGACAUAAAAUAUCUCGAGGAGGAAAUGUUUUCCAUAAAGAAAAACAAAAAAAAUUCUGGAUUUUCAAACUGUUCAUUUCAUAUAAACAAUUAUAAAGAUAUAGAUAAUAUGUACAAUGGGUAUAAUGCAAAGACUAAUGAAUCAAUUAGUUGUAUUAGUUCUAAGGGAGGAAGUUAUAGUCAAAAUGUUGAUGAGCAUACUAUACAUGAAAAGUUAUUGGAUACGAAUUGCGCUUUGGUAGAAAAACAAAAGGAAAGGAAAAGAGAGCAAAAUAUGGUAGUAAAUAAUAUUAGAGUGAAAAAAAGAAAAAGUGUAAACUUUAUAAACAAUUAUAUUAUAAAAAAAAGAAUAAACAAAGAUAAUAGAUUAGAAAUAUUUUAUUCUAAUGAAUGUGUAAAACAUAUUUUUGUACCAGAACCAAGUGACUAUCCAUAUAUAAGGAACAAAAUUAAAAGUAACAUUCCAGAAAAUUCUAGUAGAUUAGAUGUAUUAAUUUCAGAUAAACAUGGAAUAUUAAAGAUGAAUACAUUUGUUAAUUUUAAAUUAAGGAGGAUUCAAAGAAAAGCUGUGGCUAGUGAUAUCUUAAGAGUACAUGACAUAUCCUACUUAAAAAUGUUGUUGCAUAAAAUGAAGAGAUGCACUUUAAAUGAAUAUGAUGAUACAUAUAACAACUUUUUACAACAAACAAAAAGAGAAAAAAAAAAUUAUUUAACCAUGUCGGCGCAAUAUAACAAUAGUAGUACUGAGCACAAGGCUUUAGAGCAUUUGCUAAUGCUGGCAAACAAUGACGAUAUUAGAGGCUUGUGUGAAGGAGCGGGGGAAAAUGCUCAGAGUGGAAGUAAUAAUGUGAGUGGUGAUAUGAAAAAUGGUAGCAUGCAGAAUGUCCAUGUUGAUAACAACAAUAUUAGAGGUGCUAAUACUGGGGAAGGACACGCGAUGGGAACUGCUGACGAAGCAAAGGAAAAAAAUAUAUUUAAUUAUGGUUAUAACGAAAGGGAAAAAUUGAAGGAUGAUUAUCAUAAAAAGGAAAAAUCAAACGAUGGUUAUCACGAACCCAAAAUAAGCAAUGAGGGCUCACACACAGAGCGUACUUGUAAGGAAUACUCUUACGAGAGAAAACGUAGUGAGGAAAUAUCAGAGGGAAACAGUAAAUCGAAUGAAAAAGUACCAAGUUAUAGUAAUACAGUAUACAUGAAGGAUAAUGUAGAAGUGAGGAAUAACAUUAGAAGGUGGAGUAGUAUGAGUAUUGGAAGGGAAAAAACUGAAAAAUUAGUACUAAUAGAUAAUGACACAUUUGUGAAUAAACAUUCUUUUAAUUGUGCACUAAAUGCAAGUGGUGUCGUUUUAAAAGCAGUUGAUUAUGUAUAUUUCAAAAAAAAAAAAAAAAAAAAAAUUUUUUGUGUAGUUAGACCACCUGGACAUCACCUAGGAACAUUUGGUGCAGCACAAUUUAAUUUAACCGAUGAAGAUAGAGCAGCAGGAAGUCAAGGGUUUUGUAUUUUAAAUAAUAUAGCUAUAGGUAUAUCAUAUGCGAAAUAUAAAUAUGAAAAAUAUGAAAGAAUUGCAAUCAUCGAUUUUGACAUUCAUCAUGGUAAUGGAACAGAACAAAUUAUUAGAAAUUUAGGAUUAAAAAAAAUAAGAGUUAAUAAUUAUGUUGAUAUAUAUAGUUGGAAAGGAUGGAGGGAUCAAAAUGACAGGAAAAAUAUUUUUUUUAGUUCCAUUCAUGCGUUUGAUGGUUAUUUUUAUCCUGGAACUGGUUAUGAUACAGUUGAGUUGGAACCUUAUAUAAUUAAUGUUACCUUAAAAAAAAAUAUGAACGAGCAAGAAUUUUUACAAUUAUUUCAUAACAAUAUUUUGAUUCAUUUAUAUCAUUUUAAACCCAAAUUAUUAUUCUUAUCAGCUGGUUUUGAUGGUCAUAAAUUAGAUUAUGUUAACAAUGGAUUUGUUAAGAAAAAUACAUCCACAUAUUUCUACUUGACAAAUUUAAUUGUAUCCUUACAAAAUCAAUUACAUUUCCCAAUAAUAAGUGUUUUGGAAGGUGGAUAUAACACUUCAAAUGAUAUGGCUUCCGUCUUUAGUUUGUCUGUUCUGGAGCACGUGCUGUCUUUCUACUACAGUGAUAUGUACUUCGUAUCGCAUAAAAAGAAGCGUGCUAACAGUGGAAGAACGGGCUCAAAGACGCCCAGAGUUAUUGGUAGUAUUACAAAUGGACGCAUAAAUGGAUGCAUAAAUGGGCGUGUAAAUGGAAGCGUAACAAAAGCAUGUGGCAGUAUUAUCCCAGACCAGUACAAGGAAACAACAGCUAACACAAAUUGUUUAAAAGGAGCGUGGAAGGAUGCAAAUUGCGCAAAUUGCGCAAAUUGCUUGGCCACACGUGGUGAUAUGAAUGUGAAAUAUAUGAAAAAUCAAAAUAAUCAGAAAAAACAAAAUAACCAAAAUAGCCGAAAAAAUCAAAAAGUCAGAAGAAAUUCUUUCCUCCGAUUUCCUCAUAUCAGUGUAGGAAAAAAUAAAAUACAUAUUAUGUUUACAAAUUACUUUACUGUUUUUAAAGAAAAAACAAGGGAAACCGAAAAUUUGCAUUUAACAGAACAAGUAACUGAAUAUAAGAAUUAUAUGAAAGAAUUUGACAAGAAAGAGAAUAAAAUGAAAAGGAAGGUAAAUAGCCUUUUAGUUAAACACAAAUUAUAUUUCGAAAAUUUACUAAAUCAAGGAAAUAUAGAUUUUUCCAGAAUGAAAGAGAUUAAAUUACCAUAUGAGUCGUACUUUUAUCAAGUAAUGAGCCAUUUUAAAAUUAAUUUGGUUGAAUGUAAAAAUUGUAAUAAUAAGGACACUCGCACUUUGUCAGAAGAAGCAAAUCAUUAUUUCUCUACUUUGAACAGCCCAUCGGAUUUUUCCAAUUUGGCAUCCGACCUCGCUCAGCGGCACCCAAAUACGAAAUUUGAAUUCAGGAAUUUGUGGAAGCCCAAGAAGAGUUAA
Molecule: messenger RNA, 5967 nt
Organism: Plasmodium malariae
Lineage: Eukaryota; Apicomplexa; Aconoidasida; Haemosporida; Plasmodiidae
Gene: HDA1
Product: histone deacetylase, putative
Exons: 3
Coding region: 1-5967 (1988 amino acids)
Source: RefSeq, a predicted model, not a curated record